AACCAUCACACGGUGAGAGAUGGAUGAGGAAGAUAAUGGAAAGGGGUAUGCGUGGGAAGGCUCGUUUGAGCGAUCGUGGGAUGGCAUUGAAGAAGACGAGAGUGGUGCUUUGAAAGUUCAAGCACUAGUGACGUCCUCAGGGGACAAGGCACGCCUGCGACGACAGCAAAUGCUGCAGCGUGUACGCAAAGGACUCAUUCGAUACGUUUACGUUGUCGUGGACUUGUCCAAGGGAAUGAGCCAGAAGGACUGGAAACCGCAUCGGUGUGCCGUCGUCACGGAAGAAGUCCAGCGUUUCAUCGCCGACUACUUCGAUCAGAAUCCCAUUUCCCAGUUGGGACUGAUUGGAAUCAAAAGUGCCAUUGCUGUGAAACUAAGCGACUUGUCCGGGAACCCGACGCAUCACAUCGACGUCCUAAAGAGUACUCUGACCGUCCACGGCGAACCCAGUUUGCAAAACGCCCUGGAAAUGGCUCGCAAUGCAUUGAAGAUUGUGCCUUCGUACGGGUCGAAGGAAAUCAUCGUGACGUACGGCAGCUUGACGACGACCGACCCCGGGGACAUCUUUGCCACCCUGGCCGCGCUAAAACGGGACUCGAUUCGGUGUUCGUUCGUUGGCAUUGGCGCCGAAAUGCACUUGCUCAAGCGAAUCGCCAAGGAAACCCAUGGAACGUACUCGGUCGCGAUGGACGCGCCGCAUUUCAGAGACCUCUUGGCUGCUUUCACCACACCAUGUCCGAGUUUGGCGUCGUCAGUGGCAAAAUUUGCAACGCUCGUCGAGAUGGGAUUUCCUCAAAAGCGCAGUGGGGUGCUGUCCUUGUGCGUGUGCCAUCAAACGUUUACAACGUUGGGCUAUCUCUGCCCACGAUGUAAAUCAAAGAGCUGCGAAUUGCCCACCGUCUGCGUUGUGUGCAGUUUGCCCUUGGUGUCGUCGCCGCAUUUGGCUCGGUCAUACCACCAUUUAUUCCCGAUCGUGAAUUUCGACAAGGCCACGACUGCAACCAAGUGCUUUUCGUGCCUUUUUCCACUAGCCACGUCGUCGUACGUGUGCCCCACGUGCCACCACUCGUUUUGCAGCGACUGCGACAUGUACAUUCACGAUUCGCUGCACAAUUGUCCUGGCUGCAAGUAAAAAAAGGACCAGCGCCGCUCGUUUUUCCAUCAUCCACACCAAUUCCUCUCGACAAAUUCAUACCCCAACACGUUUGUUAUCGCCGAUUGCUCUGCUCCCCUUGCGCUCUCAACAUGUCG
This is a messenger RNA of Aphanomyces invadans, 1251 nucleotides long. RefSeq lists its product as hypothetical. The record is from RefSeq and is a predicted model, not a curated record. NCBI's taxonomy places the organism in Eukaryota, Oomycota, Saprolegniomycetes, Saprolegniales, Verrucalvaceae. Bases 20 to 1132 code for a protein of 370 amino acids. Gene Ontology annotation, biological process: regulation of transcription by RNA polymerase II; nucleotide-excision repair; DNA-templated transcription. The transcript has 8 exons. Gene Ontology annotation, cellular component: transcription factor TFIIH holo complex; transcription factor TFIIH core complex. Gene Ontology annotation, molecular function: zinc ion binding.